UAUACAACUAUAAAUCGGCCUUUUAAAAAUCACCACUGACUGACAGCGUUCACAACAGGGAAGUCACGUCCAGAGAUGUGUUAAGAAAAGGCCAAACCAGAGAGCGAACAGACAUGGGCACUCUGCAGCAUCUGAACGCCUUCAUCUGUGAGCGGCUGACGGCGGCGGCUGUGGAGAUCUUCGGGGCGGUGGAGAAAACGUUGACCGAGCACCAGGAAGAGAUCGGCCGAUCCAAGCAGGAGAUAGAUCACCUGCGAUCACUGCUGCUGCGGCAUGAAGUCAGAUUACACAGAUCAGAGGCUCAUCAGGUCUGUGAUAAGGAGGCGUCUCCUGACCGGGCCCCAGGUGAUAGCCCGGGUCCCCCGAACACCCUGCAUGUCAAAGAGGAGCAAGUCCAGGGGGAAGAUCAGCGGGGACCGUCCUGUUGGCAGCAGCGUGACAGCGUGACAGUGUCUCCUCAGCUUAUGAAAAGAGAAGGUGACAAGGAGCCACACUCACACCUCUACAGAAUAUUAACUGUUGAACAGAGAGCAGAUAUCAAAGCUGAGCCUGAUGCUGAUGAGUUUAUAACAUCUGCACCAAUCAGGGAGGCUGAGGUCCCCGGUGGAAGAAAUCCAGAGUCUUCUGGAUUUCGACAAGAAACCCUGAAAGAUCCACUUGAAAUCACUCAUCAUGAGCAGGAUGGGCCUGAUGAGCAGCAGUACACUGAACAAGACUGGAGCCUCUGUCAGGACCAUGAGGACCCCGAUCCCCCUCAGAUCAAAGUGGAAAAGUUUACACCAUCUAGUCCUCGGGGAGAGACAGACCAUGAGUAUGAACUCUAUCUUCAGUCAGAGAAAAGUGAUUAUGAUGAGCCUCGUUCUUGUAGCCCGAGCCACGACCAGAUUCUGAGCAACAAAACAUUUCACAAAGCAGAGGAACAGAGAAGAGACGCUGAUGGAGAAGGCUGCAAAUUGUUCAGACGGACCAGAGCAUCUCAACCCUUCUACUUCCUAAAUCACUGUGAAUAUGGUCAGAAUAGAGAUGGUGUGGUGAACGGAGAAUGGAUUAAGGCGCUCGCACCGACAGAAACAAGAAAGAAGAGGAAAAACUCCAUCUUGUGCAGCGAGGACGGAGAGAGUAUUGGGGUGGAGGAAGAUGUGAACAAUCUCACCAGGGAGAGGAGACACACUUGUCCCAUGUGUGCAAAACGUUUUAAAGAGUCGAGCCAUUUGAAAGACCACGUGAGAAUCCACACGGGUGAGAAGCCGUACCAGUGUAAGGAAUGUGGUGUGAACUUCAGGCAGAGGGGAGCUUUGACUUUGCACAUGAGAAUCCACACGGGGGAACGACCGUACCAGUGCUCCGACUGUGGUCGCCGCUUCAACCGGAAAGGCGACAUGGAGACGCACAUGGUGACACACACAGGGGAGAGACCGCAUCUUUGCAUGGUGUGUGGGAAAAGCUUCAAAAGGAAGAGCAACUUAAACACACAUCUAAAGAUCCAUGUAGAGGACAAAAUGGAUUACACUCCACCAUUGUGACUGUUUACACACUGUGUCAUGCUGCUGGAAAACAUGGAUUGUCAGGGACUAUAUUAGUAUGCUGACUGCAGUAUACUUUAUAAUACAGCUCAUAAUUCAUUUGUCCAGGAAACAGCAUAGAUAAACAUUUCUAAACUAGCUGAAAUGGUCUUUUUUCAUCUUAACAGCAAAAACAGAUAUAAGAUUUGUUGUCAUGCAUUUAAAGUGAUGGGGACAUGUUUGGAUUCACCUUGUUUUACAAAUUAAUUCUCACGUAGUUGACAUGCAGAUUAUAGACUGACUUUCUAUAAUUCGCUUAUUUCAAGUGAGGACGAUGACUAGCGUCAUGUUAUUGCCAACAAGACUGCAAAAGGACAGUCAUCACCAUAGUAGCAGCAGUUACUUAACUGUAUAUCCAUUCAUAUCUCAUGCAUCCCUCACAUCUGAAUAUUUCAACAAAAGAGAAGAUGAACAAAAGUAAAACACACAGAACUGAAAGUUGAACAAAAUGGUCAAAUCAUGUAUAAAACUGCUACAGGCCAAUUUCAGGAUCAGGUGAUGAAGCUACAUUAGUGUUUGAAGACUGAAACAGUACAGUAAACUUCCAACAUGCAGUGAGGGGUGUGUGUUUAUGUGUUAAGAGAUAUCUUAAAGCUGCACUAAUGGACAUGUUAAAAAUGAAAAACCAGAUGUGAUGUGAGACUGUUGCUCACCACUGACAAGACCCUGAGGCCCAGCUGGCUCUGGGCAUUUAUGAUUUUCCCUCAACAUAAACCCUGUUAUGGUGUCUGACACACAUAUUAAAGAUUAUCACAGUUCCCAAACCUGAGAGAAACAUUGAGAGUAGGCAAAAAAACCCCUCCACUCCCACACUGCUCUGUAUGGCUUGUUUGGAAUCUGCAUUUCCUCUUUGCUUCCAAGUUUAAGUCCACUAUCACAGCUCCUCCUCAGGUGGAGUUGCAGUCUGAACGUUUGGUUUUAUGGACUGCAGCUUUACAGUUUGGUUCACUCUCAAUGCGCUCAAUAAACCUUCAUCAAAGCUUCAGGUUCAGUGUUCAAAGUGAAGCAUUUUCAAAUUGAGCUUUUAGACUCUGUUCUUGACGCAGGU
Messenger RNA from Seriola dumerili (greater amberjack), 2610 nucleotides. RefSeq names its product gastrula zinc finger protein XlCGF48.2-like. NCBI's taxonomy places the organism in Eukaryota, Metazoa, Chordata, Actinopteri, Carangiformes, Carangidae. Bases 114 to 1523 code for a protein of 469 amino acids. The record is from RefSeq and is a predicted model, not a curated record. The transcript has 3 exons.